GCCUGAGCCUUCCCAGGGCUCAGCUCUUUCGGGCUGCCCAUCCCUCCGGCGGCGAGAAAGGACGCGCGCCUGGCGUCGGGCGAAGAAAAGAAGACAAACUUGUCGGAGGGGUUUCGCCAGUCCACAGUCACCCGCUCCCCGCAAACCCAAACCUCCCGCGGUGGCCAGCCCAAGAUCGCGAAAAGUUCCUUCGGAUCCGACUGCUCUCUUGCCUUUGGAGGAGGCACCCGCGCUGGCUGUGGAAUUGGAUCUGUUUUGAACCCAGUGGAGCGCAUCACGGGGGCUCGGAAGGCACCCGGGUGGCGCUGCGGGUGCGGAAGCCGGAGUUGGCGAGCCCCGGCUGCUGCUGGUGGUCUUUCCUCCCCGCGGUUGCGGUUUGGUGUCUGGGGUGAGGGCGGCGAGUGCGGUGGCAAGUUGCGAAGAGAGACCGGAGGUCCGGAGAGGACUGCGCUCCCCCUGGUCCGCCCUUCCUCUUCCUGGCUCCGGGCUGUGAAAUCCCAGCGAAAUUUACAAAGGCCGCCCGGGACCGCGGAGAACCUUCCACGGCGUUAAGCUCCGACCUCACCAGUCCCACCGAGAGCCCAGGGCGCCGGGGAAGGACUGGCGCGUAGGAAGAGGAGGAGGGGGGUCGCGGCGGCGGCAUGGCGAGGUUCCCGAGGGCCGACCUGGCGGCUGCAGGAGUUGUGUUACUUUGCCACUUUCUAAUGGACCGGUUUCAGUUCGCUGGAGGGGAGCCUGGGAACCAGAUCAGCGAUUGGCAACACCAAGUUGCUCAGGCCUUCCCGCAAGCAGAAGAGGAGAUAGAAGUAGACACACAUACAUUCAGCCACAGGUGGAAAAGGAACACAGAUCCCCUCAAGGCUGUGGACACGAACCGAGCGAGCGUGGGCCAAGACUCCCCAGAGCCCCGAGGUUUCACAGACCUGCUGCUGGAUGAUGGGCAGGACAACGCCACCCAGAUUGAGGAGGACACAGAUCACAAUUACUAUAUAUCUCGGAUAUAUGGUCCAUCUGAUUCGGCCAGCCGGGAUUUGUGGGUGAACAUAGACCAAAUGGAAAAGGACAAAGUGAAGAUUCAUGGAAUACUUUCCAAUACUCAUCGACAAGCUGCAAGAGUGAAUCUGUCUUUCGAUUUUCCAUUUUAUGGCCAUUUUCUACGUGAAAUCACUGUGGCGACGGGGGGUUUCAUAUACACUGGAGAAGUUGUACAUCGAAUGCUGACAGCCACACAGUACAUAGCACCUUUAAUGGCAAAUUUUGAUCCCAGUGUCUCCAGAAAUUCAACAGUCAGAUAUUUUGAUAAUGGCACAGCACUUGUUGUCCAAUGGGACCACGUACAUCUCCAGGAUAAUUACAACCUGGGAAGCUUCACAUUCCAGGCAACCCUCCUCAUAGAUGGGCGCAUCAUAUUUGGCUACAAAGAAAUUCCUGUUUUGGUCACGCAGAUAAGUUCAACCAAUCACCCAGUGAAAGUGGGGCUGUCUGAUGCAUUUGUCGUUGUCCACAGGAUCCAACAAAUUCCCAAUGUUCGAAGAAGAACAAUUUAUGAAUACCACCGAGUAGAGUUACAAAUGUCAAAAAUUACCAACAUUUCAGCUGUGGAGAUGACCCCAUUACCUACGUGCCUCCAGUUCAAUGGUUGUGGCCCCUGUGUGUCCUCCCAGAUUGGCUUCAACUGCAGUUGGUGUAGUAAACUUCAAAGAUGUUCCAGUGGCUUUGAUCGUCAUCGCCAGGACUGGGUGGACAGUGGAUGCCCUGAAGAGUCAAAAGAGAAGAUGUGUGAGACUGUGGAGCCAGUGGAAAGUUCUUCUCAGACCACCACAACCAUGCAAGCAACUACUGUACUAUUUAGGUUCUUAACAACCACCAGAAGAGCAGCAACAUCCCAGCUGCCCACCAGCCUGCCCACAGAAGAUGAUACCAAGAUAGCACUGCAUCUAAAAGAUAAUGGAGCCUCCACAGAUGACAGUGCAGCCGAGAAGAAAGGGGGAACCCUGCAUGCUGGCCUCAUUGUUGGAAUCCUCAUCCUGGUCCUCAUUAUAGCAGCAGCCAUUCUUGUGACAGUCUACAUGUAUCACCAUCCAACAUCAGCAGCCAGCAUCUUCUUUAUUGAGAGACGCCCAAGCAGAUGGCCUGCGAUGAAGUUUCGAAGAGGUUCUGGCCACCCAGCCUAUGCUGAAGUUGAACCAGUGGGAGAGAAGGAAGGUUUUAUUGUAUCAGAGCAGUGCUAAGAUUUCUAGGACAGAACAGCACCAGUGCUGGCUUACAGGUGUUAAGACUAAAACUUUUCCUAUACCAUUAAGACAAAAAAAAAACAAACACACACAUACACACACACACAGGGAGCCCUAAGCUGCUGUAGCCUGAAGGAAACAAGAUUUUUGGACAAGCCCAGCCCAGGAAGGGUAAGAGAAAAACUAAAACUUAUACAAGCCACCAUUUACCACUGAACAUAGAAUUCCUUUGAGGAUGGCAACUAUAGUUCACCCAGAACAUCUCGUGUGGACUUCCCAGAAUUAUGACAAGAUUACAGUGCCAUCGGCUUAGGUGCAGGGUUGCAAAGGGAUCGAGAACAAAAACACUAAUAACAAAGCUUUAGUUCACAAAGGAUCUACACCUUUGGUUCAUAUACUCUUCUCUGAUGUCUCAAAGAUAACUGUGUUCCAAAGCCGGAACCCUUCCACCCAAAAGACCAAUGAUGAAUGUCAAGAUUGCUGAGAAAAAUAGCUCACGCAGGAACAAACACAAACACAAAAUAAGAAAUUUUCUAUCUUUUCAUCAGACGUGUGGCCAAAGGAUUGUGUUUUUUCUGGUCUACAUCCACCUGUUCCAACAGGUUCAUUACUUUAUAGGAUGAACCUUUUAUCUGCACAGGAGGUUUAAACUAUGCUUCCCCCUCUCUUGUUAAUGAAUGCCCUUUUAUGAGCUGUGAUAGAAUUUCCAACCUGUUAGCUAAGGAUUAGGAAAGAGGGAGUAGCAAAUGAGGCUUUCUAUUCUCGCUCCUCAGAAUAAAACUUGAUUUGCUUUACGAAGCAUUGCCUCCAUUUCCCAACUGUGAAGUCCUAUGAAGCCACAGUUGCUAUUGGCUGAAGGAAACAAAAGGAUGAGUAGUUCCUUAAUCACUUUUUAACAAAAAUGUUAAGGGAUUCUUAGUAUAUGGGUAUUUUUUACUUUUUGCCGUUUCAGUACUAAAGGCCCAUUUCAUUGUCGAUUCCCUUCUAAGAAGCCAUUCAAGUCAGCAUAUCCCUGGAGAUAAAA
Messenger RNA from Myotis brandtii (Brandt's bat), 3258 nucleotides. It is a transcript of the gene PLXDC2, whose product is annotated as plexin domain containing 2. The transcript is spliced from 14 exons. The record is from RefSeq and is a predicted model, not a curated record. NCBI's taxonomy places the organism in Eukaryota, Metazoa, Chordata, Mammalia, Chiroptera, Vespertilionidae. The coding region runs from base 642 to 2231 and encodes 529 amino acids.